UCCCCACUGACAACACGCUGCUCAUUGUUAGUUCCACAACCUCCCCUUCGCGCAAGGCAGGGGCGCGUUUGAAAGGGGACUGGCUGGCUGCGUGGAAGGUUGGCUAGUUGCUAGGCAUGCCUAAUGGCACUCGCGGCGGGCGAGCGCAGUCCAUGUGAAACGGGGAGAGAGACAAGCCGUCUGCUCUCGCUUCUCUGCUGCUAGGGCUGCCAAAACUCGCCUCACUCAGUCGCUCCUUCACUGUGAUAUGCGCCGCUCCGUCUAAAGUCACAAGUCGACGCCCGCCCGAACGCUAGGAUGGCUCUUUGCAGCUCCCACAAAGGGGAACUGAGAGCACACAGCCAAGGCAUGUUGGUGGCUUGAAAAUGGCCUCGCCCACAUCGACGCCCGAAUCAGCAAGUUUGUUUGACAGCCAAAGCAUCGAGCACUCCGUGUCGCACCUGAAGCCGGUGGAGCAGCUGAAGAAGACUUCAGCGUUCAGCAGCACCGAAGAAGGCAGCAGCACCUCGUCGAGCCGCACCGUCAGUGAGUGCAGCGCCUCUGGCCACAGCAGCCCCCGAUGUCCGGAGGCCGGCUGUGAGAAGAGCGACUGCUGCUGCGACCCGCACCUCCUGCCCAGGGGCAUCACCGAGCUUUUGUCCGACCUCGGCCUCCUCGAGUCGGAACCGCCGCCGCCGCCCCAGAGCUUCGCCAAUCGCUCCUGCACCGGCUGCAAGAGCAGGGACUCACCGGCCGUCGGACGCUGUCUCGACUGCGCCAACCUGCUCUGCGGCAACUGCGUCAUGGCGCACCAAUUCAUGCACUGCUUCGAGGGCCACCGCGUCGUCAGCCUCGAGGGCAAGGACGAGCCCAGAAAAGACAAGGUGGUCAGCUGCCCCCGCCACAAGAGUGAGCAACUGAAACUGUACUGCCGCGCGUGCAGCAUGCCCGUGUGCGCCGAGUGCACCGCGAUGGAGCACCCCGGCCACGAGACGGAGCACAUCAGCGACGCGGCCGCCAAACACGUCGAAUACGUGACCCAGCUGGUGCAAGAGGCUAAGGGCAAGGCGGCCGACCUGCGCAACGUGCUCAAGACGGUCGACUACGACUCGCAGCGUCUGCAAAUGCAGCACCACAAGGCGCAGAACGAGAUCAACGAGACCUUCCAGUUCUACACCUCCAUGCUGGAGGAGCGCAAGCAGGAGCUGCUCAAGGAGCUCGAGUCUGUCUACAGCAACAAGUCGGUCACGCUCAGUGUCACCUCCCAGAAGUGUCAGGAUAAGGUGGACAAGUUGUACCAGACAUGCGAAUUCCUGGAGCGCAUGCUCAAGCAGGGGCAGACCACGGAACUGCUGAUGUUCAAGAAGCUGCUGGACCAGAAGAUGCACACCCUGAUGGCGUUCAACCCAGAGCCGCUGCAACAGUCCGUGUGCGACCUUGAGUUUGUGUCCAAUUACCAGGCCAUCCAGGUGGGCGUGCGCAACACCUUCGGCUACGUGCGCAACGCAGACAUGGCCCUGGCGCCGGGAAAGAUGGCGCCUAUAGCGCGUCCGACCGCUGCCAACCUUUCAGUCAUCGGAGCUCACCUGAACGGCGGCUCCUCGCUGGCCAGCACCUCGAGCACCUCCUCACUCAACAGCCUCAACUCGGCCAGUCUCCUGCAGUCGACGGUCAUCGACAAGUCUUACACCAGCAGCCUCUUCGGCGACUCUCUGUCCAAACCGUUCGCCACCUCUGUCGGCAACUUUGGUUCGGCCAACAUUCUGUCCUCAAGUUCCUUUGGUGACCUGAACCUGAACAACAGCAGCGGCACCACCACCGGACUGGACCCCUACCAGAAAUGGUCCAACGGCGGCUCGGACAGCAUCUUCCACCACUCGGACGCGCCCUCCCCGGCCUUCCUCACCCCAGACCCCCUGGAGCUGACCUCCAAACUCAUGUCCACUACUAUUUUCCCACCCAAGUCGCAGAUCAAGCGCCAGAAGAUGAUAUACCACUGCAAGUUUGGUGAGUUCGGAGUCAUGGAGGGCCAGUUCACGGAGCCGAGCGGCGUCGCUGUCAACGCCCAGAACGACAUCAUAGUGGCCGACACCAACAACCACCGCAUCCAGAUCUUUGACAAGGAGGGCCGCUUUAAGUUCCAGUUUGGAGAGUGCGGCAAACGCGACGGGCAGCUUCUGUACCCCAACCGGGUGGCCGUGGUCAAGCCCUCGGGAGACAUAAUUGUCACCGAGCGCUCGCCAACGCAUCAGAUACAGAUCUACAACCAGUAUGGCCAGUUCGUGCGCAAAUUUGGCGCCAACAUUCUUCAGCACCCCAGAGGUGUCACCGUGGACAACAAGGGACGCAUCGUGGUUGUGGAAUGCAAGGUGAUGCGCGUCAUCAUAUUCGACCAGGGCGGCAAUGUUCUGCAGAAGUUCGGCUGCUCGAAGCACCUCGAGUUCCCGAACGGCGUAGUGGUCAACGACAAGCAGGAGAUAUUCAUCAGCGACAACCGCGCCCACUGCGUCAAGGUGUUCAACUACGAGGGCACCUACCUGCGUCAGAUCGGCGGCGAAGGCAUCACCAACUACCCGAUCGGCGUGGGCAUUAACCUGUCGGGCGAGAUCCUAAUCGCCGACAACCACAACAACUUCAACCUGACCAUUUUCACGCAGGACGGCCAACUUGUGUCGGCGCUCGAGUCCAAGGUCAAGCACGCACAGUGCUUUGACGUCGCCCUGAUGGACGACGGCUCUGUCGUGCUGGCCUCCAAGGACUACCGCCUGUACAUUUACCGUUACGUUCAAGUUCCUCCCUCGGGAAUGUAAAAUUCGCGCGCAUACUCGAAAACAUAUCUUCGGCCAUUCGAUAGUGAUGAUGAAUCGUUGAUUAUUGCAAAUUGUGCCAACACACAUUGAUUACCCCUCCCCCCUGGUUAUAUAUCAAAACUAUUAUUGUUUCCGCCCGGUGCGGCGGCCGUCGUCGCCUUUGCCUUGAUUGUUUCUUUUUUUCCAGAGCAGUGCCGAUCGAACACUCUUUCGAUUCUUGCAAGUCAAGUCCCCGGAUAUUGAAUUUUUGAAGCUCAAAGCGAGGCCCCAGAGGCCGCUUGCCCGUUAUUUUCAGGACAACAUUUUGAAUUGAUCGAUUAUAUUUUAACUUUUUGUUUUGUUGAUUGUUAAGUUUGGCGCGGGCAGACGCGCGGCUGGCGCGCAGAUAGUCUAUUUAAAAAUUUGCAAAAACAAACACGGCGCACAAUUUACAUCGGUUUUUUCCCCGGCACUGAUUUACCACAAUCAAAUUCAUGAAAAAUGAAGCAAACUGUCCAUUCCAGCCGCCAGCCAGGUCUGUCCGCCGCCCGAGAAGCCUAUGCAUUGUGUAUUCGCGGCACUGCCCGCCCUUUUGAUUUUUGCGAGCCGGAACCGCGCACGCGCAGUCCCCCGUCCCAUGGAAUCUCAGCACAUGCGCGCGGGGAACGAUCGGAACCGGCGCUCGCACGCGCACAUGCCCGCGACUUUUAUUUUGAGUUUUGGGAUGCCUCUCACUUUUAAAAUCCCCGCACACAGGAUCUCAAUUACGAAGAAUUCCCCAUUAAUUUUUUUUACCACACUGAUAAGAGAAACUUUGUUGCUGUUAUUAUUACUACUAUUUGUUUGAUUUUAUGAUUAAUAUAUUCAUUUUAUUUUUGAUAAAAAUUCACGACGAGAUGAGAUGAAUAAAGAAUGAUUGCGGCGAGCCGCUCGCGCUCGACGGAGGGCUCGAACGACAAUUAUUACGAGAAUCAACGCAUUUGACUAAUGUUAGCUUAAGUAUUAUAAUGAUCUUAACUUAUUAAUAACUUGUCAACUUAAUAAUUGUUUGUAAACGAACGAGGCGAGAAAUUUCUUGGAGAAACGCAGAGACACACUCUCUAUCUCUCUCACACACAUACACACAUAAACACACACACGCAACACGAUGGAUAAUUAUAAAUGAUUGGAGUAUAUUAUAGUAGUUUUGUAUAGUGUAACAUGAUGAUGUGUACUUCACAAGCAGAAUGGAGUCUAAAAAUGCGAACCAAGACCUUUGGCAUGAUUUUGAUGAUUGUUCUGUUUCAAAGUCUGCCUUCCUUGUUGACCCAAAGUUAUUACGUGCUAUUUUAGGAAUUGAAACAAGACGAAAAAAGAAAUAACAAAAGAAACAAAAUGAGGAAAAGCAAGCAAAUUCCAUGCUCAUGCCAAUCAUUUUUAUUGACAAUGAUAUGUGGUCCAUUGAUUAACUCUAUAUACUCUAUUUUUCUAAAAGUAUUUGAAACUACUGCUUCUCCUUUACCCUCUAAGAUAUAAAAUCGUAGUAGUGUUGAUAUAUAUCGUAGGCAACCUCAAGUUAACAGAGUAAGUUUUUGAGAUUUUAUAUAAGACAAGACAAAAGGAAAAAAUGAAACAGAAGAAACUGAAAAAAAUUUCAUUUUUCACACCACUGCUCUCAAAUUAAAAGUAAAACAUAAUUAACAAUGAAGAAGCUGAUGAUGAUGAAAGAAACAAAUUAUAGUGCUCUUUGAUGCUGCUGAUAAUAAUGAAUUUAAAAAUAAUCUCGAUUGUUAUUGUUUAUGUUUUCGUUUGAAUUUAAUUUUCUUUAAAAAAUUGACUAGUCACAGGUUUAUUUUUAUAGCCGUGUAGACAGCACAUACACACACAAACACCACCCACGCCACCACAAACCAACCAACCAACCAACAAAACCCAUUUUCUCUCUAUCACACACUCCCAUCUCUCUAGUGACAGACAAACUGAACGGUUUAAUUAAAAGUAACAAGUAAGUAAUACAUUGCUCGUUUUGUGUCAUGAGGUUGGAAAAUUAUAAUAAUAAGUAUCUGUCUCUCAUUCGUCUCUCGUAAAAGCAGCGUUAGACAAUAUAGACGAAAUUUAUCAACUGUUGGUAUCAACUCGUUACUUCAUGCAAGGGUUCUUAUAUGUUACUUAAAUUAUUAUUAUUAUAUUUUUUAAUUUAUAAGCAGGCAGCAUAAAUAUUUUGUAAUGUAACCGUGGCACUCGCAUUGCUGGCUGACUCUUUGUAUAAUUGUAAGGCGAUUGCAUUUAUUAGCUGAGGAUGAAAAUUAUUAAGAAAAUAAUACCAUGCCGACGGAGAAAAACAACUACUGUUUAAAAUUAAAAUUAGAAUGAGAGUUGCAUAAAAAAAGUGAAAUGGAAAAAACGCACUCAAACAUAUGUAAUUGAAGAUGAGAAAAUUCUGAGGUCCAAGUUGAGAAUCAAAUGAUUAUUAUUACACUGUAAUUUAAAGACCACACACUCACACACACACACUCAAAACUAUUGCUCGAUAUGAACAACAAACAAUAUUUGUAUUUAUGAAGGAAAAUUGCUUCUGGUUUUUUGAUGAAUUGAUAAGAAAUGACUCUAAAAAAGUUGGUAGUUUUGGAAAUAAUGUUGUGCAAUUUAGAGUGUCCGUUAGUUGAAUCAUCUAUAUCUUUCGCUCUCCCCGUGUCAGUGGCUUAACUAAGAUUAAUAAUCGAUUUUCAUUGAUGAAGAAAAAAACACACACUGGUUACGACUGCCAAUGCGAAUGCUUGGUUAGGAUUUGUUAAUUUUUUGAUGAUGAUAAAAAAAAUAAGACGAAAUAAGGAAUGAAGCGUGCAAAAUAUUAUACGAUCAACUUGUUUUUCUCUCGCGCGUAAAACCACAGUAUCACACACUAGCACUCACAGUGUCAAGUAUUUAUUGUAAUGUGUGUUUUUUAUUUAGAUGCCCAUCUCCAGAGCGGACGCUGGGCUCAUAUAAUUAUUUUUGUUCCUGUUGAAAUUUACAAGGAAUAAAUUUUGUACUGUACUAAAUCGC
Molecule: messenger RNA, 5792 nt
Organism: Neocloeon triangulifer
Lineage: Eukaryota; Metazoa; Arthropoda; Insecta; Ephemeroptera; Baetidae
Gene: brat
Product: brain tumor protein
Exons: 6
Coding region: 366-2789 (807 amino acids)
Biological process (GO): negative regulation of translation
Molecular function (GO): zinc ion binding; translation repressor activity; mRNA 3'-UTR binding
Source: RefSeq, a predicted model, not a curated record